This is a messenger RNA of Amborella trichopoda, 4859 nucleotides long. RefSeq names its product E3 ubiquitin-protein ligase RKP. The record is from RefSeq and is a predicted model, not a curated record. Gene Ontology annotation, molecular function: protein binding; ubiquitin-protein transferase activity. Lineage: Eukaryota; Viridiplantae; Streptophyta; Magnoliopsida; Amborellales; Amborellaceae. Gene Ontology annotation, cellular component: cytoplasm.
GUUAUUUUCUCUCCCGCUUUUUUCAACUUGGAAACCCUAAUUUAUCACACUGCAACGAACCUUAGGUCAGAAAAAGGAGCCCAAAAUUUGCGUCUUUCGCCUUUUUCGUGGCAGACUGGGGAAUCCUAAUUUUCCACAACUAGUGCUAGGGCACAAACGAGACAUACUGUUCCUAGUUUAUCAUGCUUUUCCCUUUCAUGGCGGUAUUUGGCUUCCAAUUUAAACCAAUUUUGGAAGCCCAUGGUUUUUGGGACCCAGAAAUAAGCAGAGAUUGGCUGGUAUGAAGUCUACGGGUUCUUGUUAUCGUGUUAUGAACUGGAGAAGAUUCCAGCGAAAUGGGAGCACUGGGGUGGAGGUUAAUUUUGUUUUAAGAAUUGCAGAGUACGAGAGUUUUAUUUCUUUGGUCUGAAAUCUAGGGUUUCUUGCUGCUAAUAGAAUAAAUGAAUGUUUCUCUGAUUGACUUGAGUGGUUCAAGAUUAUUUAAAUUUAGUUAUUUAUCUUAAAUCUUUUGAGGCCCUUCCUAGUGAACAGGGGAGGAAGAAUUAUUCACAAGUUCAGCCCAAUUUCAUGGCUGAAGAAGGCCUCAGACGCUUAGGUCAUUCCCAAAGGAACCGAGCCCAGGCUGGAUUCUCCACUGGUUUGGCAGUUGUAUUAAAUUCGGAAGAUCAUAGAACCAAUCUUCCCAAAACCCAUUUGAUUUCCAGUAGUGAUGACUUAGGUAGUGGAUCCAUUGACCGAGCUCUAGAACACGUUUUUGACCUACCCCACAAAUCACUUCAUUCCCACAAAUCCUCAAUCAAUACAGACUUUAUCCACUCAAUCUUAAAACGUGAAAGUCAAAGGUUCCAGUUGCAAUCCAGUUCACCUUCUUUAACCAGAGAGGGCAUCAUCAUUUUUGAUAGUGGUCAUGGAACUGAAACCGUUGUCAUAGAUGAAGCUAGCACUUGUGGGGAUAUUAGGGUUUUUAAGCAGCCGCUGCUGAUUGAAAGCCAGGCAGUAUUUAGCAGUGCACGUGCUAAUGCUUGUGUUUGGAAAGGGAAGUGGAUGUAUGAAGUGGUUUUAGAAACUUCGGGUGUUCAGCAACUUGGUUGGGCCACUGUUUCAUGUCCAUUUACUGAUCAUAAGGGUGUUGGAGAUGCUGAAGAUUCUUAUGCUUUUGAUGGAAGAAGGAUUAGCAAGUGGAACAAGGAGCAUCACUCUUAUGGGCAAUCUUGGGUUGUUGGGGAUGUUAUUGGGUGCUGCAUUGACCUCGAUCAGGAUCAAAUUUCGUUUUUUCGGAAUGGUGUUUCUCUUGGGGUGGCUUUUGAUGGGAUUCGAAAGAUGGAAGCAGGUUUUGGGUACUACCCUGCUGUUUCUCUCUCUCAAGGUGAGCGUUGUGACCUGAACUUUGGGGCAAGGCCUUUCAAAUAUCCAAUUGAAGGGUUUCAUCCUAUUCAAUACAUGCCAACUUUUAGUGAUGGUGAUAAGAAGGCUUUUGCCCCAGAUGUGGCCUCUUACUUGCUUCAAUGUAUAUCAAGGCUCAUAAGGCUUCAAAGUGUCGACCUUUCGGCUUCGAGUUCUGUUGACAAUUUGAGAAGACUGAAGAGGAUUGCUCCACUUGAGGAGCUCUUUGGGCUGAUAUCACUAGGUAUUUGUCAAGAAUUCUUUUCUUUGGUGGAACUUAUGUCAGGAAAUGUUGAAUAUAUUUGUUGGGGACCGCUGGUUUCAUUCUUGUUUGACAUAUUUGGGGUGAAAGCACCACAUGAUUAUGCAAGUCUAGAUAUGGUUCUUGAUCUCUUUCUAGGGUUUAAUGGGUUCGAGACAUUGGUUGAGCAUGUUAUUCAUGCUCUAGGUACUGGUUGCAAAACAGCACCUCUGGUUCUGACUGAUUGCCCUUUCACUGGGUCAUACCCAUAUCUUGCCUUAGCAUGUUAUAUUCUCAGACGAGAAGAGAUGAUAAUCCAGUGGUGGAAGUCGACUGAUUUUGAGUUUCUGUUAGAAGGGCUUCUGUCACGAAUGGUUCCGAACAAGCAGGAUUUGCAGUAUCUGAUGCCUACUGUCUGGUGGCCUGGUUCAUGUGAGACGAUGACAUCGGUAUCUCAUAUGGUACAAAUCACGGAGGCAUUAUCUGGAGCCGUUGGUAAGAUAGAGGAGAUGCAUAGGGAACUUUGUCGACUUGUUAUCCAAUUUGUACCUCCAGUAUCGCCCCCACAAUUAACUGGUUCAGUAUUCAGGACAUUCUUACAAAACCUCAUUUGGAAGAACCGAGGUGCUGACCGCAACGUGCCACCUCCUGGGCUCUCAAGCAACUCUGUCCUUGUUUCUAUGUACACAGUGAUUCUCCACUUUCUAUCUGAGGGUUUUGGUAUGGGGGAUGUCUCUGGAUGGAUGAAAGGGUUUGUCAAUAGCAAAGGUUUUCUUCAUAGAGGAGGGCAACAAAGUUUCCCUGUAAGCUUGUUUCUUAAGGCUGAUCCCCAUCGUGUUGACUUCUCGAGGCUUGGGGGAUCAUAUAAUCAUUUAUCAAAAUGCCAUCCUGUGAUUGAUGGGGAAGUGGAAGUGGUUCAGUGGGAGGAAGGUUGCAUGGAUGAUGAAAAGACAAGAAUAACACAUUCUACCAAGCAAAAGCCUUGUUGUUGUUCGAGUUCUGACUUUGAAUUUACUAAAAGUACACAUCCUGUUAGAAUUAUAACUAGAGGUUCCAGGGGUCAUUGCAGUUCGAUUCCAGAGAGAUCUUCUCAAGUUACGGCAGAAUGCAGUGCUAGUGGUUUGAGUGAGGAGAUUGUGGCUAAUAAACCAAGUUCAAGUGACCGGCCUGAACCUGACUUUGGAUAUCGGCCAAUACAUCAACUUAGGAGUGUGCCAAAGUCAAGUCUGCUGUCUUCAGGAACAUUGCAAGAGGAGGAACUACUAGAUGCUAUGCUACUGUUAUACUAUUUGGGUCUCUCUCCAAAUUUUAAGCAGGCAUCAUAUUACAUGUCCCAUCAAUCGCAAUCCAUCUCUCUCUUGGAUGAAACGGAUAAACAAAUUCGAUCAGAAAGGACAUGUGCGGAGCACCUAAAACGUUUGAAAGAAGCCAGGAAUGUCUACCGAGAAGAUUUGAUUGAUUGUGUUAGGCAAUGUGCAUGGUAUCGGAUCUAUUUGUUUUCUAGGUGGAAGCAAAGGGGAAUGUAUGCUGCAUGCAUGUGGAUUGUGCACUUACUCUUGGUCCUAAGCAAGAUGGAUUCUGUUUUCAUUUAUAUCCCAGAAUUUUAUUUGGUAGCUCUGGUUGACUGUUUUCAUGCUUUACGUAGGAGUGACCCCCCAUUCGUGUCGUCAUCGAUUUUUCUACAGCAUGGGCUGUCUUCAUUUGUCACUUUUGUAGUUACACAUUUCAAUGAUUCAAGGAUAUCGAGUGCGGAUCUGAAAGAUGUUCUCCUCCAAUCCAUAACUGUCUUAGUACAAUACAAGGACUUUUUGAUUGCUUUUGAAAGCAAUGAAGCAGCUGUUGAGAGAAUGCCCAGUGCUUUGCUUUCAUCAUUUGAUAACAGAUUCUGGAUUCCGGUGACAACCAUACUUCUAAGGCUCUGUAUUGGCUCUGGUUUUGGAACGCCAAAGCCUGCAGAGUCCUCGUCAAUCCACUUCCAGGGAUUACUGCAGAAAGUUUGCCUCCAAGAUGAAGAACUGUUCUGCACCUUUCUCAAUCGACUGUUUAACAAUCUCAGCUGGACAAUAACAGAAUUCUCAGUCUCAAUCCGAGAGAUGCAAGAGUCUUAUCAGGUCCAAGAAAUGCAGCAGAGGAAAUGCACCGUGAUAUACGAUCUCUCAUGCAGUCUCGCUAGAGUACUGGAGUUUUUCACACGUGAGAUACCUCGCGCAUUCCUUUUUGGUCCUGUCACCAACCUUAGGAGGCUUACUGAGCUGAUCAUCUUCAUCCUCAAUCGCAUGACUUCUGCUGCUGAUGUAGAGUUCUUCGAAAUGUGUAUUAGGCGACAGCAUCAGUCUAUUGAGAAGGUAAACCGAGCUAUGAUGUUAGCGCCCUUGGUUGGUAUGAUCUCAAACUUGGUGGAUGCAAGUGGUGAUCCUUCCCAAGUGGUGGAAAAUGAUGUUGUUGAAGUGUUUGCAAGCAUGGACUGCUCAGCAGCCUUGCAUUUUGGGUUCCAAUAUCUCUUGGACUACAAUUGGGGUGCUGUGUCAAGAGCUGGUGUCUCGCUAGCCAGACUGAGGCAACUUGAGAGGUUCACAUUUUGCCUGAGGAUUCGGGCAGAAAGAGAGGGUAGAUCGGUUACCAACGAAAUUUGUGAUGAGAGAGAAAAUGAAGAAAGCUGUUGCAUUUGCUACUCAUGUGAUGCCGAUGCCGAGUUUGUGCCUUGUAAUCACAGGUCAUGCAUUGGGUGCAUAACCAGGCAUCUUCUCAAUAACAGGAAGUGCUUCUUUUGCAAUAGAGAGGUGCUGGAAGUCGUGAGCAAGGUUGGAAGCUCAGAGAAGCGGAGCUGAAUCUGUCUAUGUAUAUAUACACGUGUUCGAGGUCAUGAUAUGUUCAUGGAGUGACCACGAAUCCGGCGUCAUAAUGUUUGCCUUGAUGCUGAAAUGUGGUGAAACGAAAGGAAUUCAUCCACAAAAUGUCGCCAGAUUCUUAUGCUAUGUAUGCGGCAUGUACUUGUAUUUGGUGGAUUCUGUUCAUUUGGUUUUUUUUGGAGGCAGGUGUCUACUCUCUCUCCUAAACCCGAAAAUUAAGGGUUCGAAAGCGGAGUUAAAUGUAAUGGAAGGAGAGAGAUUAAGUGGUAUGCAGUUGGUAGGGAAUUUUGUAGGAAGUCGGGGAUAAUUAUUCUGUAUAUAUGAGGUGUAAGCCAAAGGAAUUGUAAGGUGGUCUCUCUCUCUAAGGGAGACACGGUCUCUCCUCA